ACAUUUGUGUAUAGUUAUAUAAGCAACCAUGUCCGACAGUGACGCUGGAACAUCAACUGGCUCUACACCUUAUGAGUCGGAGGAUGACAUGAUAUGCUACAUCACCGGAUCCACACAGUCACCAUCCGAGCAUCCUGACCAGGAACCAGAUGCCAGGCGACUCAAUGAAAGAAGUUUGCCUUCCCGACAGAUGCAGACAGAAACGCCAUUGGCUGGGGCAUCAGUAGCUGCUGCUGACGGUGUCCUGGGUCCUGACACAAACAACCAUUUGAACAAGACAAGCGUUUCUAACAGCGAUGUGCCGUCAGCUGUACCUGCUGAUGGCAGUGCGGAAAGUCCAUACAUGAGAACUCCUGACAGAACAGUUAUCAACCGGCUAUCUGUGCCUUCUGACGAUGAUGCCUUAGGUAUUGACCCCAGCAUUCGGCGACGUCUGACAAAAAAUGUUUUGGGCAAAAAGGCAAAGUACCUGGUGUCUGAAGCUCCAGCCGACAGUGGCCAAAUUGGUGACACAAGCAAUAUUCUGCUCUUGACAAGUAUUUUGGACAGCACAGUAACGGACCAGACAUCCAUAGCUUCUGCUACCAAGAACAGUAAUUUGGGCAGAACUGAAUCUGUAGCUUCUACGGACAGUGGCAUAGGUAGUAUGCUAAAACUUGGGGCAGAGAAACUUAGACAAGGCAUCUAUAGUUUCUGGCAACAGUGGCGUGGGUAGUGACACAAUCAAACUGCAUAUCUUGAAGGUGACACAAUUGUGCUCUCUGUGAGCUACCUGUUAUCCAUUUCCUGUUGAUGUUAACGUGCUGCUUAUUUCCACUUCUCGUGUAUUUGUUCCUGUUACUCCAACUUGAUAAAUGAAACACUGCUGUAUGGCUACGGGGUGGGAUAAGUCUUGUUAUCAUAUCUGGCUGAACUAAAUACUGAUUUGAGGAAUUCUAUAUCAAAACCAGACGCCGCUAUCAAUCAAA
This is a messenger RNA of Haliotis rubra (blacklip abalone), 968 nucleotides long. RefSeq lists its product as uncharacterized. NCBI's taxonomy places the organism in Eukaryota, Metazoa, Mollusca, Gastropoda, Lepetellida, Haliotidae. The record is from RefSeq and is a predicted model, not a curated record. The transcript is spliced from 3 exons. The coding region runs from base 29 to 715 and encodes 228 amino acids.